AUCAGAAUACUGGUGUAAAGUAGGAUACUUUUUGAGCUGCAAAGUGAAGUCAACAGAAUCUGUUCAAGAAGCUGAAUUGUAUGAAAAUUUUGACUUUGAGACAGAUUGCAUAAAAAGUACACUCAGGCAAUAUAAAAAUAGAAAGAAAGAGUUAGAUGAGAAGCACCAAGAAUGUCUCUCAAAUAAUCAAAAUAAAAGACUAAGAAAAAAGGCCACAAAAACCGCUAAAGAGCGUAAAGAGCAGCUUGCACGUGAUCGCAAAAGAAAAUGUAGAAAAGCAGGGACGAGCGUUAACUUGCGGCAAGAAUCAAAACGGCCUGUAAUAGCAGUGACUAUAAAUCAAAAUAUUGAGAGUAUAGCUACUGCAUCUCGAAAUGAAGAAAAUAUUGUGACUACACCUCAAAAUACUGAAAAUGAUGCUGAAAUAAAUCGAGGCAGACCAAGAAAUGCUGCAAAAAUUUUGUGA
Dentiscutata erythropus is the source of this 466-nucleotide messenger RNA. Lineage: Eukaryota; Fungi; Glomeromycota; Glomeromycetes; Diversisporales; Gigasporaceae. The record is from the annotation of a GenBank genome assembly.